This is a messenger RNA of Mizuhopecten yessoensis (Yesso scallop), 2189 nucleotides long. RefSeq lists its product as uncharacterized. The record is from RefSeq and is a predicted model, not a curated record. The transcript has 6 exons. Lineage: Eukaryota; Metazoa; Mollusca; Bivalvia; Pectinida; Pectinidae. Bases 42 to 1316 code for a protein of 424 amino acids.
CUAACAUAUCCUAACAAAUAAAACUAGUAUAAGGCGCUGACAUGGAUGUACCUGACUACGAAAGGAAAUCGACUCGACACCUAGUGCUACUUCUGUCAUUUAUAAUACGGAUAUCUAUUGCGUGCAACAUGCCUAAACUAAAACCUUUGCAUGAAAACCAAUGUGACUGUCGUCAUAACGGAAGUGACGCAUACCUGACGUGCUAUUCUGACGUCGAUUGUUACAACGCCGGAGACGCCAACAUCAUACACCACUUUUGGAGUGGAUACUUUGAAAACGGAACCUUUCAAGAAUUGUCAGAAGAUCCGAAAUACCAGUAUAACAUACGUACUGAAAACCGUGGAAAGGACAUGACCCGGUUUGUUACUACUCUGACCAUUCCUAACGUUACCGAUGUGGACUACAUCCGCAGAUUCCAGUUCUCCGUUACUUCUGAAUUUGGAAGCUUGCAGCCACUGCCUCCGAUAUCACUCUGUAACAAAACAGAAAGGAGAAUUGUGGAUGUUGACGAACCAGUUGACCUUAUCGUGUUAGUGAUACGUUUGGUUAUUUCCGUUGCUGUGUGUUUAAUAAUUGUGUAUGCAGUUAUUAUCAACCUACCGUUUCUGAAGUAUUACUUACUCCGAUGUUGUAGAAGAGAAGUAUUACACAAGAGAAGAGAUACGGAGGGACUGACCUAUGACACGGCACUACUGUAUGACACUGACGAUACCCAAGCCAGUCUAAUUGCGGUCAGCCUGAAAAAGGAACUUUCGUCACGUGGUUUAGAUGUUGCUUCUGCUGGUGACGUCUUGGGAUAUCAACCGAAAAUGAGAGAACUGGACGCGAUACCUACCAGUGCAACAGUGAUCUACGUUGUUACUCAAGAAUCCUCGAUAGACAAAUCGCUGACUUUAGCAAGAGACGAAGCUUCGAGAUGUAAAACAUCAAAAGAACAAAUACUUGUGUAUACACAUCAGGUGCCUUCUGCGUUCAAACAGAAUAGCUUAUUGACUCUCAGUUGGUUUGAAGACAUAAAAAAGAAAUGCAGUCGACCUCAGGAACGGUAUCAGGUCGUUUCUACCAGCGAUACAAACAGAGAAUGUGCCAGUGAACCGAAUGGAGACUCAAAUGGAAAUAUAGAAAGAAAUCCGAAUAUUAAUGGAAAUAGUGAGGAGGACAACGUCAACUUUGUGGUACGUGUGUACAGAAAGUGGAGGCGGCAGAAAUUUUACAGGACGUUAGAGUUAGGUCUGUCGAUUGGUUUCCGGGUGAACAAGGUAGCAGGCACGUCUUUAGCUUACAAGUCCUCAGAAAACAGUUUAACUGAAAUAUAGUGAACCCAGUAGCUUCUCCUAUCGCAUUUAUAGGUUCUAUUUUAGUUACUUGCAUUUUUGUAAAGUGUAGACAGCCAGCAUUGCAAUAAUCAAAAACGAGAAAUGAUAUACACAUUUAUAUAGUUUUUUUGAUGAAUUCUACUUCCCACAUCAAUAUAUAUUACAUAUAAAGUCAUAUUGCAUAAAGAAAUAACAAAACUUUAGGUACAAAUAGUUUAAUGAACUAUAAUACGCAAAUGAAACCAUCAUAUAACAGUUAUAAAAGAAUACUUUCCAAAGUAAAUGUGAGUUUGCAAAAGUUAGGGAGGCUUUGAGCCGCAAUAUGUUCAGUAAACAUUUGAAGCAAUAUUAAGAUUUUAAAGUUACACCCUUUCUUAUAAUACAAAUCAAUGAUAUUACGGGUGUUGAUACAAAAAACAUGAUAACAGAUACUUUGCAGAUUUCAGAAGGACUAAGAUAAAAAAAAUAUUGCUUGAAAUAAAUAUGAUGAGUGUUUACAUUAUAGCAAUACUAUACAGAAGGUUGUCAUAAAUUAUAUACUCUAAUAGGUCUCAGUACUCUUACUCAGCGGAGUUUGUGUAAUAAAUAGAUGAAUAUUUUAUGACUGAUGAGUUCGUUUAUAGAAACAUAUUUACUAUCGUAUGGCAUUGUUACUAUAUAACCCUACCAAAUUCAGUUGGCAUUCAUAUAGGCUACGAAUGCCAUGGAACGAUUGUUGACGUCAUCAUUAUAAUGACGUUAUAAUUGUUGCGUUGGAUACCACUGAACCUCACUGGGAGAUGGCUGAUCUAUUCUUUGAACAAGCAUACACGAUACAUAAAUUAUUUAAACUAAAUGUUGAAUAAUAGUAAAUUUUAUUGAAUUUUCUAUGAG